Molecule: messenger RNA, 1742 nt
Organism: Cryptomeria japonica (Japanese cedar)
Lineage: Eukaryota; Viridiplantae; Streptophyta; Pinopsida; Cupressales; Cupressaceae
Product: UDP-glycosyltransferase 86A1
Exons: 2
Coding region: 139-1515 (458 amino acids)
Molecular function (GO): UDP-glycosyltransferase activity
Source: RefSeq, a predicted model, not a curated record
CAGAAAAAUUUGACUAAAAAGACUUGAUCCCCUGCGAAUAAAAACAUUAUAUAGACUUUUAAGCCUUGUGACAGUAAACAAAUUAUACAGAGGGAAUUCCUAUCUGUGUUCCUCGGUUUCUUCGGAUUGCAAAGAAAAAUGGUAGGGCAUGCAGUGGUUGUUCCGUAUCCAGGGCGAGGCCACAUUAAUCCCAUGAAGCACCUCGCCAUAAAGCUCGCUUCUCAUGGAGUCUCUGUUACAUUCGUCCUCACUCAGACGUGGCACAAAAUCAUCACACAGGCCGAGGACGAUUUUUUCUCCCAUGCUCGAAAGCUUGGCCUCGAUAUUCGGGCGGGCCUCAUUCCAGACUGCGUGGUGGGAGAAUCACAAAGGUGGGCUAACAUGGCGGCCUUUUUUCUCUCGCUCUCAAACAUGGAAGCUCAUGUCAGCGACUUCAUAUUGAACCUCAAUCGCUCAGGAGCCACACCGUCCUGCAUAGUGGCAGACACUUUGCUCAAUUGGGCAGUGCCUCUUGCUAAACGACACACUCUCCUCUCAGUUUCCCUGUGGACAACCUCUGUCACAAAUUUUUCCGUCAUUUAUCAUUUAGGCUUAGAUGGGGCACAAGGCCGCAGAGAUAAUACUCCCGGUGUGCCUUUGUUCAAACCGACGGAACUUCCGAACGGCCUGUUCAGUCCCUCUCCUAUGGGCAAUAGUUUUGCGCAGUGUUUUAUAAAUGUGAAAGAAGCAGACUGGGUUGUUGCGAAUUCUUUCUACGCCUUGGAUUGCAGGGCAGUGGAGGCCCUGCGCCACAAAACCCCUGUGCAGUGUGUGGGCCCCUUGAACAUGCCCUUUGCCCACUGGGGACAUGGGAAGAGCGUUCUACAGUGCAGUCAAUGGCUGGAUUCGAAACCAGCGCGAUCGGUCAUCUAUGUUUCCUUUGGUAGCUUUAUUAAUGUGGCGAGAGCUCAGGUGGUGGAAAUUGCCACGGGCCUUAAGCAGAGUGGGUACUGUUUUAUAUGGGCGCUUCGUCCGGAUGCAGAGGCGUCUCAUGUCUGGGAAAUGCUGCCGCCUGGAUUUUUGGAGGAAUGUAAAGAGCAGGGCUUGGUUGAGCCCUGGUUUAGGCAGGAGGAGAUUCUUUCACAUCCUUCGGUGGGAGGGUUUUUCAGCCACUGUGGUUGGAACGCCGUUAUGGAGAGCGUUUCUGCGGGUAUUCCAAUGCUGGGAUUUCCUCUUGCGAUGGAACAGUUCCUCAAUUGCAAGCUCGUUGUGGAGGAAUGGAAGUUCGCGGUGAGGGGGAGGAGUAAAGAGGAUGAAAACAGGGUUAUUGCAGCAGAAGAGAUUGCUGUCAAGGUGAAAACGUUGAUGGAAGGCGAGGAGAGCGUGAGAUUAAGAGGAGUGGUGAAGACAUUUAGAGAGCUCGCCAAAGAGGAAGUCGCCAAUGGAAUGUCCGCCAGUAAUUUGAAACUGCUUGCCGAUAGAUUGAAAGCAGGCAAAACACCCAAUAAAAAAAUAGCAGAACAUGUAGCAAUUUGAGAUGGGUACUUCGAUACCCACCUAUCUGUCCUUUGUUUGUCUCUGUUAUGGCAACCACUACCGAAAUAGUCAGUGUUCAAACUUGCAACAAUCAUUCAAUGUCAAAUAGUCAGGUUUGAACAAAACUAGUUAAGAGAACCUGGCCAAAGAGCUGAAUCUUCAUUGUUGAAGCUGUUUGUCAAACUUUCAAUACUAACGCUUUACUUAGGCCCACAGUUUGGCUUUCA